AUGACAGAGACAACGGCCCCAACCGGGGGCCUAACCCCAGACCAAGUCGCGACCUUCGAACGAGACGGCUACCUCAUCAUCUCCAACGCGCUGCCGCCCACGACCGUACAAGCGCUCCUAGCCGAGACGCACAUGCUGCUCGACGACUUCGCGCUCGCCGACCACCCGAUGACCAAGUUCAGCACGGGCGAGAACUCGGCGCACGUCGGCGACGACUACUUCCUGGGCUCGGGCGACCAGAUCCGCUUCUUCUUCGAGGAGGACGCCUUUGAUAAAACGACGGGCGAGCUGACCAAGCCCAACGCCCGCGCCAUCAACAAGAUCGGCCACUACCUGCACGCGCUGUCGCCGCCCUUCGCGAGCCUGCUCGACCCGGCCCUCAACCCGGACCUGCUCGGCGCUGGCUCGAGCGGCGGGAGCGUCGCGGCCGGUGGCAAGGAGAGCCAUCCCGCGGCCGUGGCGCGCGCGCUGGGGUUCCGCGACCCGCGCUGUCUGCAGAGCAUGGUCAUCUGCAAGCAGCCCGAGAUCGGCGGUGCCGUCCCGCCGCACCAGGACAGCACCUUCCUAUACACAAAUCCGCCAAGCGCGGUGGGCUUCUGGUAUGCACUCGAGGACGCGACGGCCGAGAACGGCUGUCUGAGCUUCCUGCCUGGCAGCCACCGAUGGGCGCCCAUCCGGCAGCGAUUCGUGCGCGCGGAGAAAGGCGGCGGCACGGAGUUCGUGGACAACGCUGGCCUACGCUUUCCCGCGGGCGAGGCGUACGGGGAGAAAGUCAAAGCCGCCGGGGGAGACAACAACAAAGAAGGGGAGGGCGAGUACGUGAUGGGCGAGGUGAAGGCCGGGUCGCUGGUCCUGAUACACGGCAACCUGCUGCACAAGAGCGAGAAGAACCUGAGUCAGAAGGGCCGCAUUAUAUACACGUUCCACGUCAUCGAGGGCGAGGGCGCGACGUACGACGAGCGGAAUUGGCUGCAGCCGCCCGCCGAGGGCUUCACGAGGGUCUACAGGAGUUGA
Anthostomella pinea is the source of this 1014-nucleotide messenger RNA. Lineage: Eukaryota; Fungi; Ascomycota; Sordariomycetes; Xylariales; Xylariaceae. The record is from the annotation of a GenBank genome assembly.